AUGGAUCCACAGAAGUUGCCCGCGUACCCGCCGCUGGCCCAGGUCGAGGACAUUAUCCUCAAGCAGAAGCGCGGAAACUGCGUCCCAGUCUUUGUGGAACUCCCCGGUGAUCUCUUGACGCCAUGCGUCGCGUAUCUACGGAUUGCGAAGGACUCAAAAUACAGUUUCCUCCUGGAGUCUGUCGUGGCCGGGGAGAACAUUGCGCGGUAUAGCUUCAUUGGUGCCGACCCGUUCAAGAUCGUCAGGACCGGACCCAAUGAAGAGAUAACAGGCGACCCUCUGGCCGCCCUGCAGAAGGAGCUCAAUGUGUACAAGUAUGUCAAACUGCCCGCAGUCCCCACAUUCACCGGCGGUGCUAUCGGCUACGUCGCGUACGAUUGCAUACAGCACUUCGAACCGAAGACCGCCCGUGAGCUCGCGGACCCGCUCGGUAUCCCCGAAGCCGUGUUUAUGCUCGUCGACACGCUUCUCAUCUACGACCAUCUCUUCCAGAGCGUGAAGGUCGUGUCUCAUGUCUUCUGCCCGGGCAACACUGGCACGGUGAAUCUGUCCUUCAUAUACCAGACCGCCGUCGCGAAGGCCCGUAGGCUAGCCAAGCUCGUCCUCGGCGCAUCGACACCUGAGGUUCCGCAACCACUCGUCACUCUUGGGGCAGAGGCUACCUCGAAUGUCGGCAAGGAAGGCUACGAGACGUUCGUAACGAAGUUGAAGCAACACAUUGUCGCUGGCGACAUCAUCCAGGCCGUGCCCUCCCAGCGGCUCGCGCGGCCGACUCAAUUGCAUCCGUUCAAUGCGUACCGACACCUCCGCCGUGUCAAUCCCAGUCCAUACAUGUUCUACCUGGACUGCGGGACCGUCCAGUUCGUCGGAGCCAGCCCGGAAACCCUAUGCAAAGUCGAGAAGAACAAAGUGUUCAACCAUGCCAUCGCAGGUACAAUCCGGAGAGGGAAGACGCCAGAAGAGGAUGACAAACUUGGGGCUCAGCUGCUGGCGUCCGAGAAGGAUCGAGCUGAACACAUCAUGCUGGUUGACCUUGCUCGAAAUGAUGUCAAUCGUGUAUGUCAGCCGCAGACCGUCAAGGUCGACCACCUGAUGCGGCUGGAGAAGUUCAGCCAUGUCACGCAUUUGACAUCGCAAGUAUCUGGUCAGCUGCGCGGAGGUAAGACAAGAUUUGAUGCGUUCCGCUCUAUCUUCCCUGCUGGUACUGUUUCUGGUGCACCCAAAAUCAAGGCGAUUGAGUUGGUGUAUGAGCUCGAGCAACAGCGCCGCGGCGUGUACGCCGGAGCUGUCGGGAGAUUCGACUUUGCUGACGACGAGAUGGACACUUGCAUUGCUAUCCGAACAAUGACGUUCAAGGAUGGCGUCGCUUACCUGCAGGCCGGCGGCGGCAUCGUAUUUGACAGUGUCGAGGAAGAUGAGUACAUUGAAACCAUCAACAAACUCAUGGGCAACGUCCGGGCGCUGGAGCAGGCGGAAAGAUAUUGGCAUGACAUCCAGAACGCGGGGACGACCACCCCUGGACAGUCAUGA
Postia placenta MAD-698-R-SB12 is the source of this 1530-nucleotide messenger RNA. RefSeq lists its product as hypothetical. Gene Ontology annotation, biological process: L-tryptophan biosynthetic process. Bases 1 to 1530 code for a protein of 509 amino acids. The record is from RefSeq and is a predicted model, not a curated record. NCBI's taxonomy places the organism in Eukaryota, Fungi, Basidiomycota, Agaricomycetes, Polyporales, Adustoporiaceae. Gene Ontology annotation, molecular function: anthranilate synthase activity. The transcript has 6 exons.